AGUCAUAUGAUCGGGUAAUACUUCUGAACAGUGUAUGUAUCGCUAUGAAUGCCGCUGAAUCUAAGAAUCUAGCUACGGUACUGAAAAUGUUGGGUGAAUCUAAUUCUGAGACUACUGAUGAGUGCUAUCAGGAUUUGAAGGAACCAGGAGACUUCGCCAAGUUCCUGUCCAACGAACAGAAGAGUAAAGUAGUGUAUCCAAGCAACAAGAGUAGAGUCCUGGAGGAUACUCGUGGACAUGUCUACUAUUUCAAGAGAACAAUCAACAAGAAAAACAAAUUCGGAAAGGCUUGCAGAUGUGGCGUGUGGGUUUGCAGACACUACAGGAGACUUUACUGCUGCUGUGCGGUCUACACGUUCGGGGACACCAUAGUUGGCUCCACUGGGCCUCACAACCACGACCCUAUAACUAAAGAAACGGAAGGUAAUCCGAAACAACAGAGAUUGGACCAAAGUAGAAGACUGAACUUCAAAGUACCAGUGACUUUAAAAAACAAGGUUCGACGACACAAUAGUGGUCCUAAAGUUGACAGUAUCAAAAGAUCAGUCCAGCGUGCUCGAGAGCAACUUAGUUCUAAGAAAAAGAGAAGAUGUUUCAAGAAACGUGUUCCUAAACCUGAACCUGAAGUGAUUAAAGAAGAGGAGGUGAUAGUGAAUUUAAAGAAGUUUGAAGAAGAGGAGAAACCCGAAGUUAUAGUUAAUGUUGCCGUCACGGAGCAACAAAUUGAGGAACAACCAAUGGAAGCACAGCCUCCUGUUGCAGUGAAGAAGGAGCUGGAGAGUGUUGCUAUGGAAACAACACCCUCAACAGAUCGACCAGGAGAGAAGAAGGAUACUCUUAACGAGAUAUUGGAGAUACUGAACGAUCUCUCCAAGAACUCAUCUCACUCUUACCAGGCACUUUGUAGUCAGCUGCUAUCAGAGUAUAUGACAGGACAGACUGGUGAGCAAGCCACCACUGCUAGCAACGUAUCCCCUAUAAAACAUAGCACCAUAUCCAGUAUCACAAUCCCGAUCCAAGACUUCCCUGUUUCCUCUCCCGGAAUUAUAUCCUCCUCCCUGUCUACCUCCUCCUCCUCCCUCCCCUUAACCACUCAGUCUCCCUCUACCUCACACGCCAGUGUCUCCACUGAAAAUACCACCGUGGAGGCGUCUCAACGUGUUGCGAGCGGUGAGGCAUCUCAACCUGAAAUAUCUGUUAUUUCCAGCAACUUCAACACAUCUGAUAUCCUAACCGCAACAACCCCUCGGCCGUUUGUCAAAUCAGCACCUCCCCCAAAUGUUACAAUAGCUUACAACAAAGAACCCGCCAAGCCCACCUUCAACCCUGACAUGCGCCCUGUUAUCAACAUUCCAUCUCUCUUCGACUCUCCCGCCUCUCCUGCUGUGACAUCACCUCCUGACACUCCAGUGACGUCAUCAAGUGAGCCUGUGACGUCUGCAUCACAACAACCCACCACGUCACGUGCCAAGUCCCCCGAGCUGCCGCCGCGCAGUGAGUACAACAUCCUCUCUGAUAUGACCAGUCUGGAGAACUUGCUGGAUAUUCUGAAAGAGAACAGCCCCAUCAGAGACUCUGGGGCACUGAGGUGCACGUGCAAAACCAUGCUGCGCUGUAAUUUACACGACAUAGGACCAGGCAAGAAGAGACAGCCUCCCCUGAAACCCCGCAAGGUACUUACCAGGAAUGACGAUGCUCCUAAACCUGCUAGAAAGAAGUACUGCUACAGAGGGUCCAAAAAACCAUACAAGUUUAUCCCAGAGACUUUCAAGGAUUGUCAGUUGCCUGCCAACGAGGAUACCGUCAUUGGAACAGCUGGUCACCCGAACGCUGCAUCAGUAGCAGCCAACACUACAACAGUGAAGAAAGGAAGAGGAGGGCGCAGAUCGAGAGGAGUGAAGCCAGUUAACCUGCCGCCUCCCCCUCCUCCUCCAAUUACCUCCAUGUCUCACAUUCCCUCUGUCAUGCCCAGUGGUGUAGGUCUGACACCCAUCUCACCUGCACCGGAGCCGCGAGGUAGCAACUCUGGAAAUACUAUCAACCUGGUGCCGGUGACUUCAGUCAGUGCCCCGAGCUUUGAGAACUCCAAGUUACUAAAAGCAGUUCCUAUUGGUAAUGGCCUGUACCGACUAGAAGAAGCUAACGAGUCCGAGAUGCAGGCCGGUGCCCUCUCCAAACCCAUAUUCACCACAGACUUUGGAAUGGGUAAUGGCAUGGUAACACCUGCUUGCAGUGUUCCCAUGGUAACACCCAUGGGAAGUGUUCCCUUUUCUCCCGCAUUAUCUCCCAUGUUCAGUCAGAACCAGCGCAACUCUAACAAGCCUCUGACAGUGAUAGAGCACCACCCUACCUCCAGUUUCUCUGACUCUCGACCUCACUCCAGUUAUGCUCCUCUGGUUAGCCAGGCUCAGGGUCUGAACUCUCAGGCUGGCAACUCAGCAGCUGGCAACAGUGCUGGAAGUGAUGUUACUAACCAGCUUAACUCUCUGCUUACCUCUGUUCUGAGCAGUAUCAACAAUGGCAUGAACAACAACCUGAACAAUACUAUUAACAACAAUCUGAACAACAAUCUGAACAACAAUCUAACCAGCAAUCUAAAUAAUAACACCAACAAACAUAAAACAGACCAAGUUCCUCUAAUGAUUCCAGCUAGUUCUAACGAUGAAAACGUGUCGUCAUCUCUAGUAAACCAGCUCAUUGAGCGGCUUUUAUCAGUAGAUUCUACUGGAAACGAGGAGAAGCUUCUAGAAGCUGUGAACUCUAAUCUAAAUGGAAUAACGCAACACUGAUGGUAGUACUAGUUGAGUGGUAGAGCAGCCAACUGGGUUGAUCCUCAGCCUCAUAUUCGAGAGAGUUGGUUUGAAUCUCGGUACCGCCCUACCAUAGGUUCUAUAUUUAUUAUUCACAUGAAUCAGACGAUUUCUUGCAGUGUAACAAUUCCCAAAUGUGACAGAGAACUGUGCCACUGUUUGACAAUGUGACAGAGUUCCGUUUAAUAACAUUGGCCAGGGGUCACAACAUUGGCCAGGGGUUUUAAGUUUUUAAUACAGAUUUCACUAAACUGGAGGUUUUUAACGUGUUUCUAAUAAGAAUUGUUUGUUUUAAAGCUUUUAUAAAUAAUUUCAUGAUAAAUUUAUUACUAAUAUUAUUAAUAUUAGUAAUAUCAUUAAUAAUAUUAUUAAUAUUAGACUCUAUAGAGUGCAUGCUUAUUCUUGCAAUCUGGCAUGUACCUGAACUUUGAAUGAAAGUAUUUUCUGACUUGUGUUGGAAAUAGAAUGGAUAUAUUGAUAAUGAUGGUAAGUCGUAUUGUUAUUUCACAACGUCACCAGUCACGUGGUUUAGCACAACGUCACGUGGUGAGACGUCAAUUGAAGACUUAUGUUCAUUAACUGUUUUUAACAGUAUUUUAUUCACGGGUUCACUACACAAUAAUUUUACCGUGAAAUUUAAUGGAAUUUAUUUCAAAUUGAAUUUUCUCUCAUUUUGAAAAUAUUACCUUUUUCA
Bolinopsis microptera is the source of this 3504-nucleotide messenger RNA. RefSeq names its product mucin-2-like. The transcript is spliced from 9 exons. Gene Ontology annotation, biological process: protein catabolic process in the vacuole; cellular response to glucose starvation. The record is from RefSeq and is a predicted model, not a curated record. Lineage: Eukaryota; Metazoa; Ctenophora; Tentaculata; Lobata; Bolinopsidae. Bases 45 to 2789 code for a protein of 914 amino acids.